This is a messenger RNA of Colletotrichum spaethianum, 1596 nucleotides long. RefSeq names its product NAD-dependent protein deacetylase hst1. Lineage: Eukaryota; Fungi; Ascomycota; Sordariomycetes; Glomerellales; Glomerellaceae. The transcript is spliced from 2 exons. Gene Ontology annotation, molecular function: NAD+ binding. The record is from RefSeq and is a predicted model, not a curated record. The coding region runs from base 1 to 1596 and encodes 531 amino acids.
AUGAAGACUCAGCGGGCGGCGACAAAGGCCGUUACGGUCAAGAAGCGCGGCAAAAACAAACCCAAGGGCGCCACCGCGUACAAGAUCGACAGCUUCAAGGCCCCCGACAGCCCAACCCUCGAGGAAAUCAAGCACGCCGUCGGUCUCCAGGAACUCGAGGAACGCGUCAAAGACGCCAAAGAGUCCGCAUGGGAAACCGACUCGCUACUGGAAGAUGCCAUCGCUGAGCUGGGCGAUGCGAAACUCUCUUCGGAUGAUCCUGAUAGCUGCACGCCUGACGAGGCCAUGGGUCUGCGCCACCAACUCAGAGCCCUCGGUCCCGCAGAAUUCUGUAGAAGAACCGUCGAUGCCGGCCGCUACACGGCCAAGAAGCUGCUGUCGGCUUUUGGCCUCAAGCCGCCCGCCUUCCUUGAGGGCGCCGAAGAUGAAGCCUACUUCAGCCUCUUGUCGCUGGCCAUCAGCAGAGAGCUGUCCAAGCGCGCCAAGCUGUUCCGCUACAACACGGUUGACGACGCCGUGGAGUUGCUGCAGCGGAGCAAGAACAUCAUCGUCCUCACCGGCGCUGGCAUCUCGACCUCGCUCGGCAUCCCCGACUUCCGCUCAAAGGGCGGUCUCUACUCACAGCUCGAGCACCUAGGACUGAAUGAUCCACAAGAGGUGUUUGACAUUUCCGUCUUUAAGCAAGACCCAACCAUCUUCUACACCGUCGCCAAGGACAUCCUGCCCUCCACCAACCGCUUCACGCCGACUCAUGCUUUCAUCUCGAUGCUUGAGAAACAGGGCAAGCUGCUUACCAACUACACGCAAAACAUUGACAACCUCGAAGCCAAGGCAGGCAUCUCUGCCGAUAAGCUCAUUCAAUGCCAUGGCUCCUUCGCGACCGCCACGUGUGUCCAAUGCGGUUUCAAGUGCGUCGGCGACGAAAUCUUCCCAGACAUCAAGGCGGGCAAGAUCCCGCGCUGCCCGCGCUGCAUCCAGAACCUCCGCCCCAACGGCAGCACGAAGCGCAAGAGGUCAGCGGGCACGGAGCGCAAGCGCCGCAGGUUCAGCUCCGACGACUCGGUGUCGGACGGCGAAUACGACAUUCCCAGUGUGGGCGUCAUGAAGCCGGAUAUCACCUUCUUCGGCGAGGCGUUGCCCGACGAGUUUAGCAGACGCCUGACGGAGCACGACCGUGACAAGGCGGACCUCGUCAUUGUCAUCGGCACGAGUCUGAAGGUGACGCCAGUGUCUGAAAUAGUGAGCUGGCUGCCGGCCAACAUCCCUCAGAUCUACAUUUCGCGACAGGCUGUCAACCACAUCAACUUCGACAUCGACCUGCUCGGCGACUGCGACGUCGUUGUCUCGGAGCUGUGCCGCCGCGCCGGCUGGCCGCUGAAGCACGAGAUGGUCCCCGAGAACCAGAUCGUCGACGUCAGGCCCGACGGUGGAUGUGUCAGCAGACACGUCUUCGAGGUUGUCAACAAUCGACCUCAGCCCAAAGAGCCGCAAGAAUCUCAGCAGCAGCCGCAGCCUAAGCAGCAACGAGGUGUCAAGACUGAGCCCGGUACUGUGAAGCCCAAGAACGAGCCCAGAAAGCCUAGGAAAUCUGGCUGA